AGUGAAAGAAACAACUGAAUCAGUGAAUCUCAAUCCCAAAGGUAAGUGACAGACAAAGGUCGUAUAAAAUAUAUUAAAAUUAAAAGAAAAAUAAAACCCAAAAAGAAGAAGAAAAAAAGGACAUUUAUAAAAUGGAAAAAGAAGAAGACAUUUUUGUAGGAAACUGAAUAAAGAAAGAAGUCAAGAACCAGACGCAUUGUAGUAAGAGAGAGAGAGAGAGAGAAGGAGAGAGUCUGGAAGAGUGGAGAGUUGAGGUGGGUCAGGUUUUGAGGGAAGGUCAUAGUGGCCGUUGUUAGUUUUUUUGGUCAUGAUGUUGAUGCUUUGGACUUGGUUUUAAUUAAUUGGGAGCUGCUGAAAGUGGGUCUAAGCAGCAGCAGCAACAGCAACAACAACCCAAUAGGUUUGAGAAGCGAAGUGUAAGACGACAAGGCAUACCUGGAUAGAGUUUGGUGGCUGAGGUUUCAAGUUCAAACAACAUGUCUGUAGCAUUACUAUGGGUGGUUUCCCCCAAUACAGAGGUGUUCAACUUCUUUGGGAUUUUAGAUUCAUCAAGGUUUGCUUUGGGAAAUCGAAGUUCGAUUAGAGCAAAGAUGGGUAGGAAACAGAAAUGGAAAUCUUGCUCUCUCAGUACAGAUGUGAAGUAUUCAUCUGUAGGGAGCUCUGGCCUAGGCAGUGAAAACAAAUUUCCGGUUUUAUCACGCGUGGUGGCUAACCCGGUUGGAGAAAUAGCUGUCUCAUCUGAACAGAAGGUUUAUGAUGUCGUGCUAAAGCAGGCAGCCUUGGUUAAGAAGCAGUUGAACUCUAAUGGAGAUCUUGAUGUGAAGCCUGAUAUUGUUCUUCCCGGGAAUCUGAGCUUGUUGAGUGAUGCUUAUGAUCGAUGUGGAGAAGUAUGUGCAGAGUAUGCCAAGACUUUUUAUCUGGGAACUCUGCUUAUGACCCCUGAAAGAAGAAGGGCCAUCUGGGCAAUAUAUGUGUGGUGUAGGAGGACAGAUGAGCUUGUUGAUGGGCCUAACGCCUCACACAUAACACCAACAGCUUUAGAUAGGUGGGAGUCGAGGUUAGAAGAUCUUUUCCAAGGUCGUCCAUUUGAUAUGCUCGAUGCUGCUUUGUCAGAUACAGUCAACAAAUUUCCCGUUGACAUUCAGCCAUUCAAAGAUAUGAUAGAAGGAAUGAGAAUGGACCUUAGGAAGUCAAUAUACCAAAACUUCGAUGAACUAUAUCUCUACUGCUAUUAUGUUGCUGGGACUGUUGGAUUAAUGAGUGUUCCAGUUAUGGGCAUUUCACCUGAAUCACAAGCAACAACAGAGAGUGUAUAUAAUGCUGCCUUGGCGUUAGGGAUUGCGAAUCAGCUCACAAACAUUCUCAGGGAUGUUGGGGAGGAUGCAAGGAGAGGAAGAAUUUAUUUACCACAAGAUGAACUUGCACAAGCAGGGCUUUCUGAUUCUGACAUAUAUGCUGGAAAGGUCACAGACAAGUGGAGGAGUUUCAUGAAGAAUCAAAUUAAGAGGGCAAGGAUGUUCUUCGACGAGGCAGAGAAGGGUGUGACAGAGUUGAGUGAAGCCAGCAGAUGGCCGGUGUGGGCUUCCCUACUUCUAUAUCGCCAAAUAUUGGAUGAGAUAGAAGCUAACGAUUACAACAACUUCACAAGAAGGGCUUAUGUAAGCAAAGCUAAGAAAUUACUUGCUUUGCCUAUUGCAUAUACUAAAUCCCUCAUUCGGCCCUCAAGAACCUCUUCUUAUUCAACUAGAGCUCAGAAAACUGAUUCCUUGACAUCAAAAGUCUAGAAUUGCUUAUCGAGAGAAAAGAAUCUGUGUAAAGCAUAAAUUUGUAUAUUAUUAUAUGUAUUAUUGCAGCAAGAAUUUAUAAAAUUAAAGGGUUAUAUGAUUCCACUUCAAAGCUGUGACAUUGUUUUGUGAUUCAACUUAAUUUCAACUUUC
Molecule: messenger RNA, 1937 nt
Organism: Prunus persica (peach)
Lineage: Eukaryota; Viridiplantae; Streptophyta; Magnoliopsida; Rosales; Rosaceae
Product: phytoene synthase 2, chloroplastic
Exons: 7
Coding region: 477-1784 (435 amino acids)
Biological process (GO): carotenoid biosynthetic process
Molecular function (GO): geranylgeranyl diphosphate synthase activity
Source: RefSeq, a predicted model, not a curated record